CAAAUUUGAAGGGUAUUUCACCCUGAUUGCCCUUGCCAGCGGCCGCUUUUUCAGGAUCACCCUGAUUUUCAAAGGGUAUUUUUUUUGUGACACUUUCUCUAAACGUGAUUCAAGUACAACAAUGCAGUCACGGAGCUAUGGAUGUUCACAUCCACCAUGCACUCCCAGCAUCAUCAUGAGGACUUCUUCCAGGCGCUGAGCAACACGCUGCGUGACAGCAACUGGCAGCUCAGCUACCCCAACAUCAUGCUCAUUAGUAGUAGUAGUAGUAGUAGUAGUAGUAGUAGUAGUAGUAGUAGUAGUAGUAGUAGUAGUAGUAGUAGUAGUAGUAGUAGUAGUAGUAGUAGUAGUAGUAGUAGUAGUAGUAGUAGUAGUAGUAGUAGUAGUAGUAGUAGUAGUAGUAGUAGUAGUAGUAGUAGUUGACACAACCAGGGCUUACUUAGAUG
This is a messenger RNA of Closterium sp. NIES-67, 446 nucleotides long. The record is from the annotation of a GenBank genome assembly. Lineage: Eukaryota; Viridiplantae; Streptophyta; Zygnematophyceae; Desmidiales; Closteriaceae.